GUCUCAUGGACUUUCUUGCCAGGGCUGGCUUCAAAUCGCAGUCCUCAGAUCUCAGCCUUCUGAGUAGCUAGGAUUACAGGUGUGAGCCCCCGGUGCCCGGUUUGAGAUUGGUACUUCUAAGAAAUCUUCUUGUGGUUUAUGGGUUCUGGAGAAACCAAUCUGGAGACAAAAUAUUCUGUCCUCUUAGAAUCAGAAGAUCCAGGGUUUUAUUUUCAUUCUGGUGCUUUGCAGCUCUGUGACCUGGAGGAAGUAAAUUUGCCUCUCUCAUCCUCAGUCUUCUUCUUCAGGUGAGGAGAGUAGCUCCUGUUCCACUGCCCUGUAGGGAAGGGUGAAUAAGACAGUGGCUCCCAUGUGCUCCUGUGACAAGAAGUAGUUUGCAGUACGUAUCACACUGUGAGACCUUUGCUGGGUUACACCAACAAUAGAAGCAACCUCUACUCCGCUCCCAGGGCUCGCUUCACCAUUUGGCCAAGUUCUACUGUCUUGCAAGAGUCCUCAAGCAUAAGGAAGCCUUUGGUUCCUGACAUUUCAUCCAGCCGGUUCUACCCACCUGUACGUGCCAAGGCCCCGUGCGGGGGAGGAGGUGGACAUGGAUUUGUAGAUAGCCGCAGACCAUGGGCAGCCCAGGGGGCCCUUCGGUGGACGAAGGGCCAGGUAAAUGGGGAAGGCCUCACAGAAGGGACUGAUUGCUUGAGUCAAACAAGGGGGAGUUUGUGGUGGACAGAAGAAGAGUUCCCUGGUCAUCUUAAUUAGAAGAAACAGCCUGUGCGGAGGCAGCCCUCCAGCCUGAGAAGCUGCCUUUGUGGAAUGGGUUUGACACGGGGCACAGUGCUGAGGCCGUGGGUCUUCCAUUGAGAGGUACGCUCUGGCACUCAGUGGUUGGAGUCCAGGCCCGUGGAAGGCUGAUUCAAAACUUCUCGGGCCUCACCUGGACUUGGGGAUGAGGGAGAGGAAAACAGACCCACCUGUGCAAGAGUGCUGCUGGUUGACGUCAAGUCCUCAUUCUGUCUUAGGUAGCAAAACUGCUUCAGCCUGCUCUGGACCCUGCCACCUUCCCAGCUUCCCCUUCCUCGUGUCCUUGGAAGGGCUUGAUCAGUGCCCUGGAGCCCCCACCAUGCCGUGGCCCCUGCUGCUGCCCCUGCUGCUGCUCCCGGCGGCGAGCGGAGCCCAGGCGGCCCGGCCGUGCUUCCCGGGGUGCCGGUGCGAGGUGGAGACCUUCGGCCUGUUCGACAGCUUCAGCCUGACGCGCGUGGACUGCAGCGGCCUGGGCCCCCACAUCGUGCCCGUGCCCCUCCCCCUGGACACGGCCCACCUGGACCUGAGCUCCAACAGGCUGCGGGCGGUGAACGCGUCGGUGCUGGCGGGGCCGGGCUACACCACGCUGGCCGGGCUGGACCUCAGCCGCAACCUGCUGGCCAGCCUCGCGCCCACCGCCUUCUCGCGCCUGCGCUACCUGGAGGCCCUCGACCUCAGCCACAACGGCCUGGCGGCCCUGCCCGCGGGCGCGCUCGCCGGCUGCCCCCUCAGCGAGGUGGACCUCAGCCACAACCGGCUCCGCGAGGUGGCGGUGUCCGCCCUCGCCGCCCACGGCCACGGCCGGGCGCUGCGCGUGGACCUCUCCCACAACCUCCUCCAGCGCCUGCUCCCGCCCCCCGCGCGGGCCGGCCCGCCCGCGCCCGCCAUCCAGAGCCUGAACCUCGCCUGGAACCGGCUCCGCGCCGUGCCCCCGCUCCGGGCCCUGCCCCUGCGCCACCUGAGCCUGGAGGGGAACCCGCUGGGCGCCGUGGGCCCCGGCGCCUUCGCGGGGCUCGAGGGCCUCACGCACCUGUCGCUGGCCAACCUGCGGGCCCUCCCCGCGCUGGCCCCGCGUGCCUUCCGCGGGCUGCGGGGCCUGCAGGUCCUGGACCUGUCGGGCAACCCCGGGCUCACGUGGGCGGGGGCCGAGGUCUUCGCGGGCCUGGACUCGCUGCAGGAGCUGGACUUGGCGGGCACGGGGCUGGCGGCCCUGCCCGAGAAGCUGCUCCUCCACCUCCCGGGCCUGCAGAGCGUCCGCCUGGGCCGGGACCGGCGCUGCCGCCGCCUGGUGCGCGAGGGCGCCUACCCCCGGCGGCCCGGCGCCGGCCCCGAGGCGGCCCUGCGCUGCGGGGACCCCCGGGAGCCGCCCGCCGGGGGCCCGGGGGCCUUGUGACCGAGGACAGAGUCUGCCCCUUUCCCUGCGGCCAGUCCCUGAACGAUGCCAAGCAACGCCCUGUCCCCUCCCCAGCCCCCCCCCCCCCCGUAAGUGCCUUUGCGCCCGUCUGGGCUGACCUGACCCCCGAAGGGAGGCGUGCGGGUCUCCUGGGGGGCGUCGCCUCGCUCAGGGCCAGGAGCUUCUUGUCCGGGGUACCCCUUCUUUGCUGGGGACCCUGAGGCCCACGUCAUCCUUUCCCUGUCGAAUCCUGGAUAGAGCCCGGGUUAGAGGCGGGGCUGGGAGGGUCCUGCCCGGCCCUUCUCGUGAGCAGAGGACGGGUCUGCCGGAGCACACCUGCCAACAGCAGUCCUGCAGGGCUGGGGCGUGACCGGAACCCGCCUCCCGCCUGGGAGAGGGGGUACUCGGCACCCUCCUGCCUUCUUCCCCUGCCCCCCCUCCCGCUCUCCUUCCUGGGCUGCUCCUCGCUGCCACCCGCGCCCUUUCCUGACAAGGCCUCGGUGGCCCAGCGCGUGCGAGAGCCGCCGGAGCUCAGGACACCGGCCUGAGAUCUGCCCGUCUCUGGGCUGGAGCACCCCAGAAUCCACCGGGAAUGUGCUCCCUCCCCCCCCCCCCCAGGCCCUGCCUGCGGAUGCUCUUGCGAGGAGACGGCGCCCCCCUGGCCGGGAGCUCCCCGGAGGGGUCCCCCCGUCCGCUCCCCGGUGCCUCAGCCUCCCGGGCGGGGCCCCCUCUGUCUUCAUUUGAUAAAGAGUUGUGGUCUUUAAUGGACUGUCACGCUCAAGCCCUCCCCGCACCCGCCCCUGCCGGCAGGGGGGGAAAGGUGGCGUCAGGAGUUGCGUCCGCUCACUUGGACCAUCCUGUGUCCCAGGCACCGGCUGAGGGGAGCCCGCCAGCCCCGGGCAGGAGGGCGUCGGGGCCGGUCCCAGAGAUGCCCCCGCUGAGGGGAGCCCGCCAGCCCUGGGCAGGAGGGCGUCGGGGCCAGUCCCAGAGAUGCCCCCGCUGAGGGGAGCCCGCCAGCCCCAGGCAGGAGGGCGUCGGGGCCGGUCCCAGAGAUGCCCCGAGGCCGCGAGACCGUGACUUCCCUCACCCGCUGCCC
Molecule: messenger RNA, 3284 nt
Organism: Perognathus longimembris pacificus (Pacific pocket mouse)
Lineage: Eukaryota; Metazoa; Chordata; Mammalia; Rodentia; Heteromyidae
Gene: Tsku
Product: tsukushi, small leucine rich proteoglycan
Exons: 2
Coding region: 941-2188 (415 amino acids)
Cellular component (GO): extracellular matrix
Molecular function (GO): protein binding
Source: RefSeq, a predicted model, not a curated record